Messenger RNA from Schistosoma haematobium, 4001 nucleotides. RefSeq names its product Down-regulator of transcription 1 (gene DR1). Gene Ontology annotation, biological process: positive regulation of transcription by RNA polymerase II; chromatin remodeling; RNA polymerase II preinitiation complex assembly. NCBI's taxonomy places the organism in Eukaryota, Metazoa, Platyhelminthes, Trematoda, Strigeidida, Schistosomatidae. Gene Ontology annotation, molecular function: protein heterodimerization activity; core promoter sequence-specific DNA binding; TBP-class protein binding. Bases 289 to 948 code for a protein of 219 amino acids. The transcript has 4 exons. Gene Ontology annotation, cellular component: negative cofactor 2 complex. The record is from RefSeq and is a predicted model, not a curated record.
GUCAAAUCUGAAGGUAUUUUGUGUGCCGGGGAAGUGAAAAGAAUAAUGUUUGCGAGAGAAAACAGAAAACGAAGGGAAAUGAGACGUCCGCUAACUAAUCACAUAGAAUUCACUUUCAUGAAAUAAAGAAAGCACUAUACGACAAUCCAUUUCGGGAUAAGCAUAGCAUCAAGACAGUCUGGUAGUCAAACUAGAAGUUGAUAAAGCAAGAUUUCGAAUAUUCUACAAUAGUUAUCAAGGUCAUAAAUGAUGAACCAGAUACCGGUCAUUUGAAACUGACCAAUCGUAAUGAGCCCUCAUUCGGAUGAUGAUGAUUUUCCUGCUAAAGAAGAGGAUGAAGUGUCCAUUCCUCGCGCUUCGCUUAAUAAGUUUGUCAAGGAGGUACUACCAGAUGCACGGUUAACUACAGAAACACGUGAUCUUCUCCUAAAUUGCUGUCAUUGUUUUAUUCACAAAUUGGCUACGGAAGCUAAUAUCGCAUGUUCUAAAGCUAAUAAAAAGACUAUAAGUCCACAGCAUAUACUUGAGGGUCUGGAUGCCAUGAACUUAUCUUCCUAUAAAGAACAUGCUGAAGUGGCUUGUCAGGAAGCUAAAGAAGAAAUCAAAGGUCGAAAAAUGCUUAGUGCUAGUUAUCGGUUUAAACACCAAGACAGCGAAGAGUUGGAAAGACUAGCUAAAGAACAACAAGAAAUUUUCGAACAGGCUAGGGCUGAUUUCAUUGGGGAACGGUUAGACAGAGAAGACUUGUUGGCAGCUUCAAAUUGUGCUGCAUCAGACCUUAGUAACUACAUGAUCGGACAUGGAUUAUCACAGUCUUGUAAUUAUCCAAAUGUUAACUCUGGAGAUAUUAAUUCAGCAACCGAGUCAUCUACUUUACCUACAGCUACUGGAUCCGGACGAAUUUUAGGCUCUUCAGUCAUUGGAGAUGAUGAUAAUUAUGACGAGUAACUAUCCUACUGAUAUGUUUUCACCGUGUCUGUAAAUUAAAGUGAUAACAUUACUUAAUGUAUAGAUUACUGUUAUAACAUAUUUUGUUUUAUGCGAAUUGGAAUGCUGGUUAAGUUGUCAACUUGUAUUAAACAGGGUUAAAAACCGACUUCAUAGAUCAGUGUACUGAUAUUUUUAUAAACAUACGAAAUUAAACUACUUGACUCAGUUACAGAUUUAAUUUCGAGGCAACCAACUCCGCCUGUUACUCUUCUACGACUGCUGUUGGUCACAAGCUCACAAAAAGGAGCAGGGUUUGGCGUGGCGUCAGCUUACCUAACCCGUAGAAAACAACCUUGCUAAACAAACGCUAACCAAAACAAACAAAUUAAACCAUUUAAAGUCUGCCCUGGGAGUUGAAGGAAAAAUGAUGAAUACCGAAAUUCUUCGGAAGUAACGAAGCUGAUGCCCCUUCUAACAACCAGAGCAACAACUUAUAUGGGUACAUGAAAUGUUCGGACAAUGUGGGAGAUCGGGAAGACAAACCAAAUAACUGCGGAAAUAAUGAGAUACAACUUGACAAUGUUCGGAAUCAGUGAAACUCAUUGAACCCAAUCUGGACAGAAUAGGAUAUAUUCGGGAGAGAUAUUGCUGUACUCUGAUCACGAAGAAGAGAAUGCUCCACACAACUAGAGAGUCGCUCUGAUGCUGUCCGAAGAACCACGGAAAGUCCAUAUAGGAUGGGAAUGUCAUGGACCCAGGAUAAUCAAAGCAUCUUUCAAAACAAAAAAGGGAAUCACAAUGAAUGUUAUCCAAUGUUAUGCGCCCACCAAUGACAGCAACGAAGAUGAUAAAGAUCAGUAUUAUGAGAGGUUGCAGUCAUCAUAGAGAAGUGCUAAGGAAAGCAAUUGACCAUCAUGAUGAAAGAACUAACCGGCCGUUGGAAUGGGCAACAAACGGUAUGAAGAUAUCAUGGGACGAUAUGGACUGACUAGGAGAAAGGAACGAGAAUGGUGAGAGAUUUGCAAAUCUAUGUGCAUUCUUGAAAUAGUUAUAGGCAGCACAGUAUUCCCACACAAACGCAUACAACAAACUAUAUGGGUCUCACCGGAUCAUAAUACACAGAACCAGAUAGAUCAUAUUUGUGUCAAUAAAUAAUUCAGGAGGUCAAUGGAAGACUUGAGAACCAGGAAAGGAGCUGACGUUGCUUCAGAACACCACUAGCUAGUGAUUGCCAAGGUGAAAUCGAAGCUGAAAAAAAUACUGGGCAUCUGGGGAGACGGCAGUACAAAGGUUCAACAAAGCCUUUCUUCGACAUGUUGACAAACUCAACCAAUUCAAGAUAGCUCUCAACAACAGGUCCCAGCACUACAAAAUCUCACAAAGGAAGAAACUAUGAUGGAAGACAAGUAGAAAGGGAUCAAAGAAGCACUACCUUCAGCGUAUCGGGAGGUGCUGGACCACAACAAGCAUCAUCGUAAGGAAGGGAUUUCAAUAGAAGCACAGGACAAGAUUCAAGAAAGGAAUAACAAGAAGACAGCAAUUAACAGCAGUCAAAAAGGGACACAGAAAGAGAUAGUCAGGGCACAAGCUGAAUACACAGAAACAAACAAACAAGUAAAGAAGAGCGUUAGAGCUGAGAAGCAGAAGUACGUGGAAGAGCUAGCAGCGACAGCGGAAAAAGCUGCAGGACAAGGAAAUGUGAGACAACUAUAUGACACAACGAAAAAAAUGGAAAGGAAAUAUUGUAGGCCAGAGUGAGCGGUCAAGGACAAAGAAGACAAGCCAGUCACUGAGAUUCAAGAACAGAGGAAGGAUGGGUAGAACAUUUCAAGGAACUCUUGAAUAGUCCAGCUCCACUGAGUCAAACGGACAUCGAAGCAACACACACACACACACACCUUACUAUAGAUGUCACUCCACCAACGACGGGAGAAAUCAGGAUGGCUAUCAGACAAGUCAAGAGUGGGAAAGCGGUAGGAUCUGACAAUACAACAGCCGAAGCACUGAAGUCACAUAUAGAAACAACUGCAAACAUGCUUCAUAUGCUAUUCAGGAAGAUUUUGAACUAGGAACAAUGCCACCGACAGACUGGAAAGAAAAGUAACUCAUCGAGAUACCAAAGAAAGAUCUGAGGAAGUGUGAGAAUUACAAAGACCUCACACUACUGUCGGUACCAGAAGAAGUUUCAACGGUGCUGCUGAGUCGGAUGAAAGAUUUAAUAAACGUCCAGCUUCGAGAUCAACAGAUUGGAUUCCGUAAGGAUCGGUCGUACACAGACCAAAUCACCAUACUACGGAUCGUCGUUGAACAAUUAACUGAAUGGAACUCGUCACUAUACAUCAAUUUCCUUGGUUAUGAGGUGUUUGACAGCGUGAAUAGGAGGAUCUUACGAAACCUUCUUCGACACUAUGGUGUACCUGAGAUCUAUAUAUAUCAUACGGGAUUCAUACGACGGACUACACUGCGAAGUUGUGGAUGGAGGACAGCUGACAGACGUAUUCCAAGUGAGAACUGGGAUAAGAAACGACUAAUUACUCUCUCCCUUUCUGUUUCUUCUGGUAGUUGACGGAAUUAUAAGGACCUCGAGAUCUGAGUGGAAGCACGGAAUACAAUGAACAGCUUGGAAUCAAUCAGAAGAUUUGACCUUUCUAUCACAUACACACACACAAAUGCAUACACAACACGGAGAACACCAACCCAGUCAAACUUGUUGGAGAAACUCUGGAAGUGGUGGGAACUUUCACGUACCUUGACAGCAUUACCGAUAAACAAGGAGGAUCAGAUGCAGACGUAAAUGCAAGGAUUGGCGAAGUUAGGGCAGCAUUCCUACAAUUGAAGAACAUAUGAAACUCAACUGUUAACGAAUAUCAAAUUCAGAAUCUUCAAUACGAACGUCGAGACAGUUCUACUGUAUGAAGCUGGAACUUGGAGAACCACUACAACCAUAAUCAAACAUGUAUAAGUAUUUAUAAAAAAAUUUCUACGUUAGACACUCAAUGUCCGUUGGUCGGAUACCACCAACAACAACCUAUUGUGGCAGAGAACAAGCCAGAUUUCAGCUGGAGGAAAUU